UACAACUCCUAUCAAUGAAAAACAACAGCGGUAUUCUCUUUUCAUAUAUUUGGCUUUUUGAGAGGAAGAAAAUGUUCCAAAAAGCAAUGGCAGUUGUUUGAUGAUGAUCGGUUUUCAGUUGUUCAUUUGGUUGAAUUGGAAACGAAACAGUCGACUGUGUUACUCUUUUGGUCUACAUACGCAUAUUAGGUGGUCAUCUCUUUGUUGGACAUAUUGGGGUGUCAUACCAAAGCUUGGCAUGUCUACACAAAAGAUGUUGGCGGGUCGCGUUUCGAAAGCCUUGACUGAAAAGACUAGUCGUCGUACUCAAAAGUAUCGUUGGAAUAGCUCAAAAAAUAAAUAUUAUGCCAUAGUUGGAGGUAAGAAUGGGUUUACUGGAGUAGUAGACAAUUGGGAUGCUUGUAAAGACCUCGUUCAUCGUGUAAGAAACACAAGAUAUAAGAGUUUUAAAAGAAGAGAAGCAGCUGAAGAAUUUGUGAAAACUCUAGCAGGAUUAGGAGAAGACUUUGGAACUUUUCUAUUCCAAGUUCCACCUAAUGAACCUUUUACUUGUGUCAAUCCACAAUAUAAGGAACAAGGGAAGCGUAUACUUAAACUAUAUACUGAUGGUGCUUGUAUUUCGAAUGGAAGUUGUAGUGCAAAGGCAGGAUAUGGAGUUUAUUUUGGUGAUGGAGACUCAAGAAAUAUAAGUAGACCAUUGUUGGGUCAAGUACAAACCAACCAACGUGCAGAAUUGAGUGCUAUGAUAGCUGCUUUGGAAAGUGUUUGUAAGGAACCUAUUGUUUAUGAAUCAGAAGCUGAAAUAUAUAUUUAUACAGAUUCCAGAUAUGUAAAGGAUAUUUUAACUGCAGGUUGGUUGGAACAAUGGAAACUUAACCACUGGAAAAGAAAAGUAGGAGAGUUGAAGAAUUUGGAUCUUAUUCAACGUCUGGACUAUUUAUGGAACAAAGUACAUCAACAAAGUAAAGCUAAAAUAGAAAUUGUUUGGGUAAAAGGACAUGAUGGAUUAAAAGGCAAUGAAGAAGCUGAUAGACUAGCCACUUUAGGCAUUCAUCAAAGAUUAAGUCGAGAUAAUGUAUAAAUGUUAUAUCUUUUGAAUUGUUAAUAUACACCCAGCAAUCCAU
Molecule: messenger RNA, 1124 nt
Organism: Galdieria sulphuraria
Lineage: Eukaryota; Rhodophyta; Bangiophyceae; Galdieriales; Galdieriaceae
Product: ribonuclease HI
Exons: 1
Coding region: 101-1081 (326 amino acids)
Biological process (GO): DNA replication, removal of RNA primer
Molecular function (GO): RNA-DNA hybrid ribonuclease activity; nucleic acid binding
Source: RefSeq, a predicted model, not a curated record